CUGAGCGUCACACUCUGCCGGAGAGUCCCGCCUCUGUCCCCCUCCAACCGCACCCCACAGUCCUGGGUGCUCACGAUCCGCCUCCUACGGAAGCCGAAGCGUACAGUCAGAAUCCGGAAGAAAAACAACCUGGAGGGAAAAGUGCCUCUGAUACCGGCGACCUAGGGCUGCCUCGGCCCGCACUGGCUGGAGCGCGGAGACACGAGCCUACGGGGUCACCGCUUGGGAAUGAUGUCGGCUGCGUGUCCACGGAGGCCGAACGCUCCGAAAGGCUGUGUACUCAGUAUCUUUUACACAGUAUACAUGUUCUGACAUGGAAUGUGGCCUCAGCAGCCCCCACUGUGGACCUCAGUGACCUACUUCAGCUGAACAACCAAGACCUGAAUCUGGACAUGUAUAUCAUUGGUUUGCAGGAAAUGAAUUCUGGACUCAUAAGCCUUCUUUCUGACGCUGCUUUUGAAGACCCAUGGAGCAGUUUCUUCAUGGAUGUGCUUUCCCGCCUGAACUUUGUCAAGAUCUCCCAAGUCCGCAUGCAGGGGCUUCUCUUACUGGUCUUUGCCAAGUAUCAGCAUUUGCCCUACAUCCAGAUCAUCUCUACAAGAUCCACCCCUACUGGCCUCUACGGGUACUGGGGGAACAAAGGGGGAGUCAACAUCUGCCUGAAGCUAUAUGGCUACUAUGUCAGCAUCAUCAACUGCCACCUGCCUCCCCAUAUGUCCAACAAUGAUCAGCGGCUGGAGCACUUCGACCGAAUCUUGGAGAGUCAGACUUUUGAGGGAAACAAUAUCCCCAACAUCCUGGACCAUGACCUCAUUCUGUGGUUUGGAGACAUGAACUUUCGCAUUGAGGACUUUGGGUUGCUCUUUGUUCAGGAGUGUGUAGCAAAGCAGUACUACCACGAGCUGUGGAAGAAGGACCAGCUCUGCAUUGCCAAGAGACAUGACCCGCUGCUCCGGGAGUUCCAGGAAGGUGCCCUGCUCUUCCCACCCACCUACAAGUUUGACAGGCACUCCAACAACUAUGACACAAGUGAGAAAAAACGCAAGCCUGCAUGGACUGACCGCAUCCUGUGGAGGCUGAAGCGGCAGCCCCAGGCCAGCCCCUUGGCCUCCAGCCUGCCAACCUCCUACUUCUCGCUGACGCUAAAGAGCUACGUCAGCCACAUGUCAUACAGCAUCAGUGACCAUAAGCCUGUCACUGGGACCUUCGAACUGGAGCUGAACCCCCUGAUGUCUGUCCCACUGGUCACCAUGAUGCCUGAAUACCUGUGGACCAUGGAGAAUGACAUGUUGAUUAGCUACACCUCCACCCCAGAGUUCCUCAGCAGCCCCUGGGACUGGAUCGGACUGUACAAGGUAGGGAUGCGCCACAUUAACGACUAUGUGUCCUAUGUCUGGGUUGGCGACAACCAAGUCUCCUUUAGCAACAACCCAAACCAGGUAUACAUCAACAUCAGUGAUGUCCCUGAAACUGAGGAUCAGUUUCUUCUCUGUUAUUAUAGCAACAAUCUGCACUCUGUAGUAGGGAUAAGUCAGCCUUUCAAGAUCCCGCUUCGCUACUUUUUGAGGGAUGACGCACUGUAUGAGCCUGGGCCACAGAUCUGAGUCCAGAUGGGAGUGAAUGAAUCCGGGGCGGAGGCUAGAGAUGGAAGCCAGCUCUGCCUCAGCACUGCCAGGAGCACUGGGUCUGGCCUAGCCCCUGAGGAGGCAGCUGAGUAUCCUCUAGCUCCCCACUUCCGGGGGAGCUCAGCCAGACUCCUCUGUUCUCCCCAGGCCAUUUAAUACAGGUUCUUGUUACUGA
Molecule: messenger RNA, 1800 nt
Organism: Alexandromys fortis (reed vole)
Lineage: Eukaryota; Metazoa; Chordata; Mammalia; Rodentia; Cricetidae
Gene: Inpp5k
Product: inositol polyphosphate-5-phosphatase K
Exons: 12
Coding region: 393-1604 (403 amino acids)
Biological process (GO): negative regulation of insulin receptor signaling pathway; negative regulation of phosphatidylinositol 3-kinase/protein kinase B signal transduction; negative regulation of peptidyl-serine phosphorylation
Cellular component (GO): cytoplasm; ruffle; plasma membrane
Molecular function (GO): phosphatidylinositol-4,5-bisphosphate 5-phosphatase activity; phosphatidylinositol-3,4,5-trisphosphate 5-phosphatase activity; inositol bisphosphate phosphatase activity
Source: RefSeq, a predicted model, not a curated record